AUCUCCUACAAACACCUGUCUGUCUCUCAGUUGUGUUCUUCGAUCCUCUCUCUCUACAUACCUAAAAAUCUCGGCCAUUUCGAUCUCAGAGAGUAACGAGAAAGAGAGGAUUCGCCAUGACGAUCACAAGAAGUGUUUUGGAAUCGAAGACGGACAAAUGCUAUGCUCCGAGUUUCAUGGCCAUUAAUAUCUGUCUUGCUUUAAUCGAUGGCGCUCUCGCUCUCAUCGCAUUCCUUCAGUUAAAUCGGUUUCACAGGAGGGAUAAACGAGUUGGAUGGACACGGCAGAAAGUUCUUCAUCUUAUGAUUGGCUCCUCAAACACUGGCUCGCUUCUUUAUUUUGUGGCUGCGAUAAUAGAAACUUGCACAAGGUGGCAUCAUUGGUCCAACGCAUUCGGUUUUCUGCUUAUGGCCUUUCCCAAGAUUCUGUUUCUUGCAACUUUUCUGCUACUUCUCUCUUUCUGGGUAGAUGUUUGCCAUCAGGGAAAUGGAGAGGAGGAUGAGGAUGAUGAAGAUGAAGAAAAUAGCAUCCAGCAAAUGUUGCUCGAGAAAAGCAAGAGCAAAUCAGGUUCUUCCAGUGCAAGUGAUCGCAGAAAGUGCUGCUCUUUCCAUGGGAUUCAUGUCGGCACCCGACAAAAGUUUGUUGCUGCUGCGGUUGUUCUUGUGUUCAUCUUAAUGAUAUCAUUUGCAAUCCUUAUCUGGAUUGCAUCCGGAGAUAAUUCUGCAGAUCCUUCGUUAUUGGCUGAGGUGUAUGUAGAUAUUUUUGCUUCAAUAAUCCUAAUCACUGGAGGAGGUCUAUGCUUCUAUGGCACGCGUCUGCUCUUUAACCUAAGGAAGGUCCGGUCGGAACAAGUUUCAUCAGAGAUGCGAAAGGUAUCGGGUUUAGCAGGCGUGUCAGUGGUAUGCUUCACCGUGAGCUCUUUAAUCACUCUUUUCACUCACAUUCCGCUCUUCUAUCAUUGGAAUCCAAACAAGUUACACGGCAUCAAGGCAUUGGUUCUUCUGAUCAUAUACUAUUUCAUAUGUUCGACCUUACCAUUAGCUUUCGUUUUAUGGGUGUUGAGGGAGUUACCCCCUGAAAACAAUGUGAAUAGACAAGAAGAACAAACAAGAAUCACUUAUGUCAACUACGAUACUGUUGCAAGGCAGCCUCGUCAGCAGUGGACCUCCACAACCGUUUCAAAAAACCAGGUUUCUAAGGCAAGUCCAAUAUAACUCAAAUGAAACAUCAUAGCGAUUGCCUGAAUCAAUGUUCUUCUCUUGUUACCUGGGAAAAACCUCAUUGAGUUGCGUAAUGGAUCUAGCCUGAAUAUGGUGUUGUGGUGCUGGAGUGAAACUAGAGCUGAAACAAGCUCGUUUUCUACUCCCUACGUGGCCUUGGAAACAAGAGUGUGCUUAUAAGAUAUAACUGGAGGUUUAAUCCCAGAAAGCUCUGUAAAUAUUCUUUUUUGGUUACAGUUUUUUUUACAGUUUUAGUUGCAUGAUAUGUGGAGAGGCUUGUGGAUACACAUAUGUUCUUACUUCCCAGUAACUUAUUGAACCAGUCUCAUUGAUCUGCUUU
Raphanus sativus (radish) is the source of this 1560-nucleotide messenger RNA. RefSeq names its product tobamovirus multiplication protein 1. Lineage: Eukaryota; Viridiplantae; Streptophyta; Magnoliopsida; Brassicales; Brassicaceae. Bases 117 to 1214 code for a protein of 365 amino acids. The record is from RefSeq and is a predicted model, not a curated record. The transcript has 13 exons.